Penicillium manginii is the source of this 2664-nucleotide messenger RNA. RefSeq lists its product as uncharacterized. Gene Ontology annotation, biological process: nuclear inner membrane organization. The transcript has 4 exons. The record is from RefSeq and is a predicted model, not a curated record. NCBI's taxonomy places the organism in Eukaryota, Fungi, Ascomycota, Eurotiomycetes, Eurotiales, Aspergillaceae. Gene Ontology annotation, cellular component: microtubule organizing center attachment site; mitotic spindle pole body; nuclear inner membrane. The coding region runs from base 1 to 2664 and encodes 887 amino acids.
AUGGCGCUCUUUUCAAAACGUCUGACCUGCUUCUACUGUGGGCGGCGCUCCAAACAGCCCGUCCAGUCGCUCAAUAGCACUGUCCGAAAGUUCCACUGCGAGAAUUGCGAGGCGGAUAACUACCUCGACCAGAACGGAGACAUCACAGACCCCCCAAGCGCUGAAACAAACCCUCAGGCUUAUGGUCCUGAUGCGCAAAGCCCUCGAUUCGAAUCCAUUGGCUUCGAAGAAUCCGACCUGUUUUGUUCCCGAUGCAUUCGCAACCAACAUUUGUUUACCCACUCCUUGGCAGCAUACCAAGCACCCUCCGAUGACCCAUCUUUUGACCAUGAAAAUCAUUAUGCCGAAUACCGCAGAGGUAUGGAAGACCGAUAUCCGACAGUCUGCGACAAUUGCGAGCCGCGCGUGAGACAGCGAAUUAAGCAAGCCGGGUAUGAGGCAAAGGCGGAUCACCUCAGGCGCAUGAUGGACCAAACCCGAGCCAGCAAGACUGCACGACAGGCAAGGAAUCGUAGCUGGCAGAGCCUGCUGGUCUACGCCGGCGCUCUAGGCUACUGGGCGAGCUUCUGCGGUCAACUUGCAUGGAAUGUGUUGGGCGCUCUGACGGCCCCUUCGUCACCCACCGCAGAUAUCGAUGUGUCUAUGGACCCAUCCGUCCAUUUCAUGACUUGUGUUGGUCAAACUUUGGAGGGUGGCCGGAUUCCAGUCGAAUGCGCCUACGAUCUGGCGCCAGCUGCCGGUCUUGCGCUUGUGGCAGGAAGUCUUUCCCUAUGGUGGAAUCCACGCUUGCGCAUGAAGAUCGAAGGACGGUCUGGUCGAUUCAAGGGUCUUGCCGAGUACUAUAGAGUACAACUUAUUGUCAUGGUCGUCCGAUGCGUGUUUUGGUCUCUACUGAAGGAUCCCUCUGCGAGUGGCAUUGAAGCAACCUUACCUGCUGCUUUGCAUAUGUUCAUGAUUCUCUUCACCCUAUUGUCUGUUAUCAUUUCUCGGCGCGUUAUCCACUAUGACACCCGGCCUCUGGUAAAUUGGUCGGACAAUUCUUGGGAGAGGGCGCCUCUACGGAGCACCGAAACAUCGCCUGUACCCGAAUCUCGUCCUGGACCGAUUUAUUCGACGCCGAAUGCGAGCACCAGUCAAGUUCGCCAGCGAUUUCCUUUUGAAAAACUCGGUUCCGCCCGGCCGAUCGCAGAGAGUCCGCAAGUCAUGUCCCCCACACCACCUCCCGAAUCCGAAGACAUGGACUGGACUCCGUCUGCCCCUCAAAACAUCCAGCCGACAGUGAGCGUCUACCAACGGGAUCGACAGUCGGCUUUCGAUGCCCCCUCUCCUUUCCAUGGCCAUCUCGCAGCCGUUUCUCAACCGCCAGCGUGGAAGCUCCGUAACAAGACACCCGUGAAACCGAUCGAACAAGUCAUCGAGCCCAACCCUUUUCACCGAAAUCUAUCACAUACAAAAAACCAAUGGCAAAAGAAACCAACAAGUCCAGAACCUUUCUUUCCGGCAAGCGACCACGAUGCCGCCACUGGCCUCGAGACCCUUUUCAACCGCGCCUUUGAUCUUGGGGCCGAGGAGGCCCCAAGAAGAGAAUGGAAUCAAUCAAAGCGCCGUCAAAUUUCAUAUGCUAUCAACACACCUCGUCACCUGGUACUACAGUAUCUACGGCUGUUUUUGUUACUGGGCUCCAUAACCGUAUGGACAUAUUCCCAAAAUCACCAAACCUCUAUCCCUGGAAACUACAUCGAGACAUGCGCUCUGGGAAGCGCGAGUCUGAUCUCAGGCUUUGCUCUUUUGGAAGCAGUCAAGAGACCCCUGGUCCAGUGGAAUGGAAUGGAGAUAUUGGUCUACAUGACGGAACUUGGCGCUGCGGUUCACUUGGGUGCCCAUCUGCCCCAAGAGGCCUUUGAGCGAGAGUAUUUCGACCGAUACGGAAAAAUACUGCUCGGCUUCAUGGCAGUUCAAGAAAUAUUGAAUUUGCUUGCAUUCUAUCGAUCAGCAUCGGCCGUUCCGCGACCCGAAGACCAACAGAAUGCUGUUUCGACCUCUCCGCGGCAAGAGGUUUCACCUCAAAGAGCUAUUGGUUGGUCCCCUGUAGGAUCUCCUGUUAGCAGCCCUACAAUUCCCCAAUCAUUCUCCCCGCAACUGCAACAACAGUCAUUUUCUUCACGAGCCCACCAGUUUUCUCCGCAACCGCAACCACAACAACAACAUUUUUCUCCACAGCCACCCUCUCUGUCUUUCUCGUCGGCAGCCGGCGGUCUAUCGUCCGCCCUGCCAACCGUUCCAAACUACGGGAUUUCGUCCUCGCAGACCUUCGGGUCUUUCUCCUCUGCUUACAAUCACAAUCACAAUCACAACCCACAUAGCUUCACAAUGGAUUCGCUCAAGGCGAAUGAACCGAUUUCCGACUAUGAGCAAGACUCUGAUUCUGAAACCAUUGCUACCGAAUUUACCACCCGCACGGAUGCCACGAACCGCAAUAUUCGGUACGGGCGCAAUCCGAAUCAUGAGCACAACCCUACGUUCUCGCCCCGGCGGAGUGAGCUUGGGCCUGGACUUGGGGGGUUGAGUUUGGAAGAUCGACCAACCCCUCGCCGCAUAACACGCAGUCAGACCCAGCAACCGCUGACACCUGGACGGCGUUUCCCCAGCCGUGUUGUCUUUUGA